AUGAAAACCAUAUUAUUUCUAAGGAAAAGAUCAACUUCUGAGGAUAAUUAUGAAAGUGUUUUUAAGGAAUAUAACUUUUAUACAAUAUUUAUACCAGUCCUUACAUGUUCCUAUAUUAAUCAAGAGCAUCUUAUACAUGUUCUAAAAAAUUGCCCAUAUACUAUGUAUUCAGGGCUUAUUUUUACUAGUAGAAAUGCGAUUUUAGCUUUUAGAGAGUCUCUAAUGAGUAUAGAUAAACAAGAACAUAAAAAAAUUCUUUGUAUGACGGUAUAUAUAGUGGGCCCUGCUUGUUAUAAAGAAGCAAUAUCUCUUGGAUUUUUUGAAGUUUAUGGAAAAGAAUCAGGAAAUGCUGAAAAUCUGUCUAAUUUUAUCAUAUCUUAUCAUAAAGAUAAAAAUCCUAUAUUAUUUUUAACAGGAGAGAGAAGAAUAGAUACUCUUAAGGAAAAAUUAUCAUCAUCGAGUAUUAUUUUAAAGGAAUUGGUUAUAUAUAAAAUGAAUGAGACUAUUGAGUUUGAAAAUGAUUUUAAUAAAGCUAUAUAUAAUAAAAGCUUAAAUGUAGAGUGGAUUGUAUUCUUUAGUCCUUACGGAUCAGACAUUGUAAUGAAAUAUAUGAAAAAUGAGGAUCUAUCAAAAUUCAAGAUUGCUACUAUUGGUUUUACUACAUUAAGGUAUUUAAAUGACAAGUGGAAUAUAAAAACAAAUGUUGUCUCACAAUGUCCAGAAGCAAGAUCACUUUUAAAAGGAAUUUUAGACUAUGAGAGAAAAUAG
Molecule: messenger RNA, 768 nt
Organism: Pneumocystis murina B123
Lineage: Eukaryota; Fungi; Ascomycota; Pneumocystomycetes; Pneumocystales; Pneumocystaceae
Exons: 2
Coding region: 1-768 (255 amino acids)
Biological process (GO): uroporphyrinogen III biosynthetic process
Molecular function (GO): uroporphyrinogen-III synthase activity
Source: RefSeq, a predicted model, not a curated record